Molecule: messenger RNA, 3206 nt
Organism: Helianthus annuus (common sunflower)
Lineage: Eukaryota; Viridiplantae; Streptophyta; Magnoliopsida; Asterales; Asteraceae
Product: BTB/POZ domain-containing protein At2g30600
Exons: 13
Coding region: 400-2811 (803 amino acids)
Molecular function (GO): protein binding
Source: RefSeq, a predicted model, not a curated record
AGGGACCAAAAAAAAUAACAUUUUAUUUACCAAAUAGAGCAAAAAAUAAGAUUUCCUGUUAAAUUUUCCCAGUAUUUUCGUUUAAUGGGUGGACUUUAUUGGUAGCGACUGAGUUAGGAAGAGACAGAUCUUUCUGCAGGUAAAACGUCACACGUCAAUCAACCUCCUCCACCGUAUCUCCGCCGUAUAAUCAGAAAAACUAUUUUCCUUUUUUCUUUAUUUUCCAGUCACAAUUUUCGAUCCCCAAAACACAUAUCACGCAAUUGGGGAAGAUUUGAACAUUUAUCUUUCUGGGUUCAUCAGAUUGUGAUGAAAAAGUAUCAAAUCAGUUGAUCCACUUAUUUAUAUACAUAUAUGCAUUCAUUGGAUCAAAGACUUGAAGAAUAGAAGCAGAAGAAAAUGGAGAAAAAGCACAAGUUUCUAACCGUUGCACCGUUUGAAUGUGCGUGGCGUGAUGAUCUACGGUUCAAGGAAGCAGGACGAGGUUGCGUUGCAUUUGAAGCGUUUGCACACAACGAUGUCACGGUGGUUUUUCGUGAACAGUUAGGUAGUCAACACUACCAUUACAAAAGAGACAAUAGUCCGCAUUAUACAGUAAUCAUCGGUAGUCACAGAAACCGUCGGUUGAAGAUCGAGGUCGAUGGAAUCACAGCCGUUGAUGAAGCUGGUGUGGGUUUAUGUUGUUCAUCUGCAUUCCAAAGUUACUGGAUAAGUAUCUGCGACGGGUUGAUUAGCAUCGGAAAAGGUCGGUACCCUUUUCAAAAUCUUGUUUAUCAAUGGCUUGAUGAAAAGCCGAAUUGUAGCGUGCAGUAUGUCGGGCUAAGUAGCUGGGAUAAACAUGUCGGGUAUAGAAACGUUAACGUGCUUCCGUUAACACAAAAUCAUAUAUCACUUUGGAAGCAUGUUGAUUGUGUCCCUAAGGGGGAGGAUGAUAUGGAAGAAGAUUUGAGGGACGAGUUUGGAAACUUUGAUAAUCAUCAGGGGCUUGGAAGUUUUCUUGAAAAUUGGGAGUUAUCGGAUAUGUAUUUUGUUGUGGGCGAUGAAGAACGAGCUGUACCUGCUCAUAAAGUGAUCCUUGCAGCUGUUGAUGAUAUCAAUUUGUGUUUGUUUGAUCAGAAUGUUAUCCUGGUUAAGGAUGUAACUUAUCCGGUUUUGCAUGCUUUCCUUCGGUUUAUCUAUACGGGCUUUACACAGAUUCCAGAGUCACUACUAGGAUCCCUGAGGGAUCUAAGCUUACGAUUUGGAGCAACUUCAUUGGUAAAACAAUGUGAAAAUAUCAUCGACCGAUUCAAACUCAACAAAAAGUUGUUUGAUUCUGGCAAGAAUGUUGAGAUAUCGUACCCCAAUUCUCAGCCCCAUUGUGGUGGGCCCGCCUUUCCGUUACGACUUCCUCUGAGUGUGCAAAAGCUUGAACAGUUUCACCAAACGGAUGCGUUUGGUGAUAUUGAUAUAAGCAUUGAAGGUCAUGGUCUCGUUGAUAGGUCUCACAAAGUUAUUCUUGGUUUAUGGAGUUUACCGUUUAUGAAGAUGUUUACGAACGGAAUGAGUGAGAGUGUUUCUUCGGAAGUUUGCUUAAAAGAUGUAUCACCUAAAGCAUUCAAGUUUAUGAUCGAUUACUUCUAUAGCGGUGGACUAAAUUUGGAAGAUACCGUUGAGAGUAAUAUCUUGUUACUCGAGCUUCUCUUGUUAGCGGAUCAAUUUGGGGUUUCCCUCCUUCAUCAAGAUUGCUGCAAAACGCUUUUGGAACGGCUUUCAGAGGGUUCGGUAUGCUUAAUUCUUCAAGUGAUUCCCUCCAUCCCUUCGUGUAAGAUCAUAGAAGAAACAUGUGAACGCAUAUUUACAAAGCACUUUGAUUACUGUACAACGGCUAGUUCCGACUUCGUCUUGCUAGAUGAACCGACUUUCUCUAACAUUUUACAGCAUCAAGAUUUGACGGUAACUUCUGAAGAAAGAGUUGUAAAUGCCAUAUUAAUUUGGAGUUUGCAACCAAAUGAACUAUCCAAUUGGGAAACGGUAGAUGAUAUGCUUUCAAAUAGGACACCCGAAGAUCUUUUCGGUACAAGGGUUCAGUCACUAAAUGUCUUGCUACCACUCGUGAGGUUUCCAUUGUUACCGUUGCUCUUGCUAAAGAAGAUGGAGCAUAGCAAUCUAAGCUUGAAAAUUCCUACUUUUUAUCAUUUGGUGAAAGAGGCAAUCACGUUCUUGGAAGCGGGUUUCCCAACUUCAGGAAGUCAUCCAAAGUUUCAACAUAGGCAAUCAAGUUUUAAGGAGCUUCAAUACAUACGCGAUGGCGAUAGCAAUGGAGUUCUGUAUUAUGCAGGCACAUCAUAUGGUAAACACCAAUGGGUUAAUCCUGUUUUAGCCAAGAAAAUUAGCAUCAUGGCUAGCAAUCCUAUUUCAAGAUACACAGAUCCUAAAGUCUUGGCCUCAAGGACUUACCAGGGUACGUCUUUUGCUGGGCCCCGUAUUGAGGAUGGGAAGAACUGUUCAUGGUGGAUGGUUGACCUUGGUCUUGACCACCAGCUCAUGUGCAACUAUUACACACUGAGACAAGAUGGAUCAAAGGCUUUCAUGAGAUACUGGAAUUUUCAGGGUUCAUCCGACGGUAAAAGUUGGACCAACUUGAGGGUACACGAGAACGACCAAACAAUAAGCAAACCAGGACAAUUCGCUUCAUGGCCCGUUACGGGUCCAAAUGCUCUGCUCCCGUUUAGAUACUUCAGAGUGGCUCUAGUCGCCCCGACAACAGACAACAUCAACCCGUGGACGCUGUGCAUUUGCUUUUUGGAACUCUAUGGUUAUCUACACUGAAAUCCCUAUAAAUUAGGUUGCUUUUUUCAGUAUUUUGAGCUUAGGCGACAGUAUGUAACCCUUGUGAUUUGUCGGUUUCUGUUGUAUGUUUGUGAAUCUAUGAAGAAUAAUGCUCAAAGCUGUUGGGUACUUUUGAGCUUGGUUUAAAAAAGCGCGCUUAAGCGCAAAGCGCAUCUAGGCGCAAACCCCAUCGCCUUGUGUGACAUAAGGCGCGCGAUGUACAAGAAGCGCAGCUGAGGCGCGCUUUUUAGGGUGAAAAUCGACCUAAGGCGCAACUGAGGCGCAUGUUUUUUGUACAUGGGGUGUUUUUAUGCUUCUGAGUGUUGUACAACAGGCUACAUUUAUGUUUUUUUCAUUUUAAAACAUAUAUAAAGCUUAAUUAUAGCUUUUAGUUU